CUCUUUUCUAACUUCAUAAAACAACUACCUCUCUUUAUAUUCUACUCAAAGGAAUAUCCAAAUAAUGGAUGGAAAAUUUCUCAAGGCAUGUCAAAGAAUCAUACCUUGUGCAUAUUGUGACAAAUGCUGUAAAUGGCCAAUAUGGCCAUUUUUGCAAGAAGAGAAGACUAUCCCAAGUGAUGUUCCAAGGGGUCACUUGGUUGUAUAUGUAGGAAAAUACCAAAAAAGAUUUGUAAUCAAAAUCACUUUGCUCAAUCAUCCACUAUUCAAGGCAUUGCUAGAUCAAGCCCAAGAAAUUUAUGAUUUUACUUGUGAAUCAAAAUUAUGGAUUCCUUGUGAUGAAAACAUCUUUGUCAGUGUCAUAAGAUGUGCCAAAUCUUCGAAAAAUCGACGCAUCUCGAUCUGUUUUUGAUGUUAAAAUCAUAGAGGUUGUGCUUAAAUUUCAUUCAUGAUGUUUGAUCAAUCAACUCAUAGUUUAGAAUGUUGACAACUAUUAAGUUUAUAGAAGCAUGUUGUAGAGAACAUCCAAUUGUUUGUAUAUUCGUUACCUAUAUGAGAAGAUGAAAAGCUUUACUUCUAGA
This is a messenger RNA of Nicotiana attenuata, 581 nucleotides long. Its product is annotated as indole-3-acetic acid-induced protein ARG7-like. The transcript has a single exon. Gene Ontology annotation, biological process: response to auxin. Bases 65 to 412 code for a protein of 115 amino acids. Lineage: Eukaryota; Viridiplantae; Streptophyta; Magnoliopsida; Solanales; Solanaceae. The record is from RefSeq and is a predicted model, not a curated record.